GACUAGACACCUAGAACCUUCUCUACUACACUACACGCAUAUCAUAUCAUAUGCUUCUCACAAAACUAUUUCGAUGUUGCUAUUUCAAAAUUAUAAAAACCAGCUUCUUCUCGAAUCCUCCAAAUCCAAUCCCAAUCCCCCACAAAAAACACAAAACAAACACAAUUGAUCCAAAUCUCUCCCAAUUCUUCCACCAUACAUACAUAACCCCAGCUCUCUAAAUCUAAUCAAGCACAGAACAAGAAGAGAAUUUGAAAGAGAAAAUGGCAUCUUCUGCGACACUUGUACACCUACUGAUUGGAAAGUCCAAUAAUUUUCCUUCUUCACUUUCCACUCCACCAAACAGAAACCGAAUUCCAAUUUCCUCCUCCUCAACAACAACAACAACCCUAUUCUUCGGUCACAAACUGAACAGUAACGUUUCUUCUUCUUCUCCUCGUAGAAGAAGAAAUGGUAGGUUUCGAGUUGUGAGCGAGAAGGUAGUGGGGAUCGAUUUGGGGACGACGAACUCUGCUGUAGCGGCCAUGGAAGGUGGGCAGCCAACGAUCGUCACCAACGUGGAAGGGCAGAGAACGACUCCAUCCGUGGUGGCGUAUACGAAGAAUGGUGAUAGGCUCGUUGGGCAGAUUGCGAAGAGACAAGCUGUUGUGAACCCUGAAAACACCUUCUUCUCGGUGAAGAGAUUUAUUGGGAGGAAGAUGUCGGAGGUUGAUGAGGAGUCCAAGCAGGUGUCUUACAAGGUUGUGAGAGAUGAGAAUGGGAAUGUUAAGCUUGAGUGUUCUGCUAUUGGGAAGCAGUUUGCUCCUGAGGAGAUUUCCGCACAGGUUUUGAGAAAGCUUGUGGAUGAUGCUUCCAAAUUUUUGAAUGAUAAAGUUACUAAAGCAGUAAUUACGGUACCAGCUUAUUUCAAUGAUUCCCAGAGAACAGCAACAAAAGAUGCUGGCCGUAUUGCUGGUUUAGAAGUUCUGCGUAUCAUCAAUGAACCUACUGCUGCUUCAUUAGCUUAUGGAUUUGAGAAGAAGAAUAAUGAAACCAUUCUAGUAUUUGACCUUGGAGGGGGUACAUUUGAUGUCUCAGUUCUUGAGGUUGGAGAUGGGGUGUUUGAGGUUCUUUCUACCUCUGGUGAUACGCAUUUAGGAGGAGAUGACUUCGACAAGAGAAUUGUCGAUUGGCUUGCUGGAAAUUUUAAGAGGGAAGAAGGCAUAGAUCUUCUGAAAGACAAACAAGCCCUUCAACGUCUCACUGAGGCAGCUGAAAAAGCAAAGAUAGAGUUGUCAUCUCUGACCCAGACCACUAUUAGUUUGCCUUUCAUUACAGCCACUGCAGAUGGCCCAAAACACAUUGAUACCACCCUUACAAGGGCCAAGUUUGAAGAAUUAUGUUCAGAUUUACUAGAUAGGCUUCGCACACCAGUUGAAACUUCACUGAAGGAUGCAAAGCUCUCCUACAAAAAUAUAGAUGAAGUGAUCUUGGUUGGUGGAUCAACGCGUAUCCCAGCUGUUCAAGAGCUGAUCAAAAAAUUGUCUGGCAAGGAACCUAAUGUCACAGUCAAUCCUGAUGAAGUUGUUGCUCUUGGAGCUGCAGUUCAGGCUGGUGUCUUAGCUGGAGAUGUUAGUGACAUUGUGCUCUUGGAUGUAACUCCACUGUCUCUAGGUCUUGAAACAUUGGGUGGUGUAAUGACAAAGAUUAUUCCGAGGAACACAACCUUACCGACAUCCAAAUCAGAGGUCUUCUCCACUGCUGCAGAUGGGCAGACCAGUGUUGAGAUUAAUGUCCUUCAAGGUGAAAGAGAGUUUGUGAGGGACAACAAAUCUCUGGGAAGCUUCCGUCUUGAUGGUAUUCCACCAGCUCCACGUGGUGUUCCACAGAUUGAAGUCAAAUUUGACAUCGAUGCCAAUGGUAUCCUUUCUGUCACAGCUGUUGACAAGGGAACAGGAAAGAAGCAGGACAUCACAAUAACCGGAGCUAGCACCUUGCCUAAAGAUGAGGUGGAUAAGAUGGUUAAAGAGGCCGAAAAGUUUGCAAAGGAAGAUAAGGAAAAAAGAGAUGCUAUCGACACAAAAAAUCAGGCGGAAUCUGUUGUCUACCAAACUGAAAAGCAGCUUAAGGAGCUGGGAGACAAGGUUCCUCCUCCGGUCAAGGAGAAGGUGGAGACCAAACUGAAAGAACUAAAGGAUGCCAUCUCCGUGGGUUCAACUCAAACCAUUAAGGAUGCAAUGGCCUCACUGAACCAAGAAGUCAUGCAACUAGGGCAGUCUCUUUAUAGCCAGCCAGGGUCUCCUGGUUCUGGACCUGCACCUGAUGGAAAUGCUGCUGGGCCGUCUGGGUCAACUGGUAGUACAGGUGAUGGAGAUGGAGAUGUGAUAGACGCGGACUUCAGUGAAAGCAAAUGAUCGACGCGGACUUCAGUGAAAGCAAAUGAAUGAAUUAGUAUGACUUUUUUUCCUCCCAUUUAGGCAGGUUCUGUGAAUAUUGUAUAUAUUUAGCAUGAAGAAAUCAUUUCCUAUCAAUGGUGUCAAAGACAUGCCCUGUUGAAUCUCUGUUAUCCCUCAAGGGGUGUCUUGCAAUGUGCAACGUUGUGCCUUUUCUUGUAACUUAUUUUUGUUUUAUAUUCUCUUUUCUCUCUUUUCUCAUAA
Molecule: messenger RNA, 2636 nt
Organism: Camellia sinensis
Lineage: Eukaryota; Viridiplantae; Streptophyta; Magnoliopsida; Ericales; Theaceae
Product: stromal 70 kDa heat shock-related protein, chloroplastic
Biological process (GO): protein folding
Molecular function (GO): ATP-dependent protein folding chaperone; ATP binding
Source: RefSeq, a predicted model, not a curated record